CUAUACAUAUCUGUUCUGGCUCCCUGUCUGAUGCAAGGUUCUUUCUCUGUCUUCAUAGGUUCCAGUGCUGAUUCGCAUUCUCUCAAAUCUUCACACUCGUAUAAUUCCAUCUCUUCUGUUGCAAGAGUGCACUGCACGCCAUGCGCUCCCAAUCGAUCACUUUGCUAGCAGCCCUCUUCGGUGCAGCAGGUGCUAUUCCAUGUUACGAAAUGGAAUCGCCCGAGUAUGGCUCCCGGGGACUCGGUGGGCUUGAUCCAUUCGGCGCUCAGCCAGUCGGUAAAAGUUGGGAUGUUGUGGACGCCAGAGAUUGUUAUGCUCGCUGGCAGCCGUUCAGACCAGGUCAGACCUUCAAUGAUGCCAAGGUCACCAAAACAGUGUUCGAAGCGACUGCAGAGCAAGUACGUUCCGCAAUCAACAACUAUUACAACCCCGAUUUUCAGCUCUGGCUCCCGCUGCGGACAAAAGGCCUCCAAUAUUCUCAUAUGUUGCCCAGUGUUCUGCAGGGAAACGAUCAAGAGGUUUGGCCCCAAAGGAGUUUGAGCGAUUGGUGGCGUGUCACGGUAUCCAUCAUCCUCCCCAGUGGCAAAGCAAAGCUUCAAGAGGUGAAUACGCCUUCUACAGGGGACUACGCAACCGAGAUAAACAUGAGACAAGCAGGAAGUGUGGGCAUUACCGGGCUCAAGGGUACGAUAGAUACAAGCGAUUGGGCCUACACCACAGGGACUGAGCUUCGGAUGGCCAUGUUUAUGAUCUACGAAAAACAGAAAACGGCCUUCCGCAAUAAUGUCCCAUGGGUGACUCAGCCGGAAUUUGCUUACGCACUAGCGGAAAAGGCCAAUGGCGACUGUGUUGUCCUCGACUUCCGCAACUUCGACGAAUUCGUUCUCCAUGUCGAGCUACAAAAGAGCUUCCUCAGUGCGUUCUGUAAGAACGACGAUUAUGCAGGCUGGACACAAGGCAAGAAGCCAGCAGUCGAGCUUGCGAUCCGGAAGACACCUUCCAAGCACGACACCAUCGAUGCAGCCUCCGGUCGCGCUUUUCAAUUCCGCUCUGAGGGCGAAUGGCCUUUGGCAAGGACUAUCUAUACCAAGUACUACCUGACACCCGACCUUGCUUUUACGCCAGACGAGCCAAGCUGCUCAUUCCACAAGCGUCUGUCUUACCCGGCAUUGACUGUACCUGAUGACAACUCGUAUAUUCGGUUCAUAACCGGCGCCUACGAGACCAAUGUGGAGAUCACUGGUCAUAUUGUUGCUCAUGUCAAUGUGUCAGUCACGCCUGAAUUGACUGGAGGCUCGCCCAAAGAUAUUGAUAUCUUUGUCACCAUUCGCCACUGGGGAGCAGACGGGUCCGAAGUCUUCUACACGGGCUCAAUUGGCGACCCGGUCCCCGUGAGCAAAGGCUGGCAACGCGUGAGCUUGCGCAAAGUGAACAAAGAGCACCCGAACCACCGAGAGUACAGACCUUGGCGCGAUUACUUCUCUACGGAUGUGCAGCCCGUGGUCCCAGGUGAAAUCUACGGUCUAGAUGUUGAAGUGUGGCCUACUCAGAUCGUUUUGCAGAAAGGAGAGAAACUAUCUUUUGAGAUCAGUGGAGGUGAUACCCAGGGUGUUGGUAUCUUCAGCCACGAAUCACCUGAAAGAUCACCUGAACGCUUCGGAGGCAUCAACCACCUCCAUUUCGGUCCCAGAUACAGCAACUAUGUAGUGCUUCCUGUCAUCCCAGCCGAGACAUCCUGA
Molecule: messenger RNA, 1739 nt
Organism: Aureobasidium pullulans EXF-150
Lineage: Eukaryota; Fungi; Ascomycota; Dothideomycetes; Dothideales; Saccotheciaceae
Product: galactose-binding like protein
Exons: 5
Coding region: 141-1739 (532 amino acids)
Molecular function (GO): dipeptidyl-peptidase activity
Source: RefSeq, a predicted model, not a curated record